AUGGGGUUUACGGUGAAGGAGUUGAAGUGGAAUCGUGCGCUACUCUCUUGCUUUGGUAUUCAGCAUGAAAAUCCGAUUGUAUUGUUUUGUGAUAGUCAGGCUGCACUUCACAUUGCUGCGAAUCCGGUCUUUCAUGAACGUACUAAGCACCUCGAGCGUGACUGUCAUUUCGUUCGCAAUGAGAUUGUGGCAGGAGUCUUGGCCACAGCUAAGGUGCAUACAUCAGAACAACUUGCGGAUGUACUUACAAAGGCCCUCAGUGUUUCACAGCUAAGUUGGGCAUUCUCGAUCUACAUGCGCCAACUUGAGGGAGAGUAUUGGGCCGUAUCAUGUAAAUAG
Microthlaspi erraticum is the source of this 339-nucleotide messenger RNA. Lineage: Eukaryota; Viridiplantae; Streptophyta; Magnoliopsida; Brassicales; Brassicaceae. The record is from the annotation of a GenBank genome assembly.